Molecule: messenger RNA, 3161 nt
Organism: Moneuplotes crassus
Lineage: Eukaryota; Ciliophora; Spirotrichea; Euplotida; Euplotidae
Source: the annotation of a GenBank genome assembly
CAAAAAUGGAUAGUGCUUUCUCAAUCCAGCAAGAAGAAAUCUUGAAGGUUCUGGAACCUAAUAAUUUAAAUCCGUCUUCUUUCUCCUCAGAUCUUCCUAAUGGACAAAAUAAUCGUGCCGAAUUGCCUAUGAAAAUUCAGAAAAAGGAUUCAAGAGAUAAACCUAUUACCAACUCAAAACCCAGCCUGACCAGCAAGCCUGCUUUCUGCAAAAAUCCAUUCGGUUCAAAAUAACCCUCCAGCUCCAUCCAAACCUUCUGCCCCAUUCAAAAAUCUCAACACCUUCAAUGACCACCAACCCUUAAUCUCUACAAGCAGUAAAACCAGCCUCAAAGACCCUCAAAUCCCCUCCCCUCCCAAAAACACUUCCCAACAACCCCCCAAUCCCGAAGAACCCACCUCAAAUAUAUAAACUUGAUUAAUCUUGAUAUUGGAGGUGAAGGAGAAGGAGAAGCUUAUCUUCCUAAAAGUGAAAGGAAGGAAAAGGAGAGGAGUAGUGAAGAGGAGAAAGAGAUAGAUGGAGAUGGGGGUUUUGGAGAUAAGGAGUUGGUACACCAAAUGGAUGAUAUCGAAGAGAGAAGCAUUCAGAAGAAAGAAAAAUUUGAAUUUAAAGAGACCCACAAUCGAUUUGAACCCGACUUGACCACUUCUUCAUAUUCUAAUUCGAUUAUGAGCAUGAACUGCACCAAACUUGAUGAGCUGAAACGCCAGCAGGCAAAAUUAGACAAAAUUCAGGCUGAAAAGUCAAAACUUGAGGCUUAUCUUAACUAUCAGCAGGAGAUGAGCACUGUAAAACAACAGAAAGAGCAGUGACAGUACAAAGAUGCGCAAGAAGUAGACAUUGAUCUUAUAAUCCAUACCUAUGCAGUUAUCAUCCAGAAAAAUGCAAGAGUUUGGCUUGCCAAAAGGUAUGUUAAUUAUCUAAGAAAGCAAAGACAACAAGAGGUAGCACAAAGCGUAGAAUCUUCUCCAGCCAGAGGCUGGUCUAACCUUAAGGAUACCCUUAGCCAGAUGCAAGAUUUAGUCAGGACUUGUGGAAAUGAUUCUAAAGAGAGAUUCAUUCAAGCUGCUAUUACUAUUCAAAAAUGGGCCAGAGGAAGGUUCAUCAGGAAACUACUAAAGCCUUACUUUGAGCUUUAUCGAAGAGUUACACCCAUUAUGAAUGUUAUUGAAAAAUGUAGCAAAACUGUCCCUCUAAGAAACGGAUUCUACGCUCUUGUACGGAAUGCAGCUCCAGAGAAAGACCCAUCAGAAAAUUCGAAAUCUGCAGAUAAAAGUGAGAUUGUGAGUCAAGUUGAUAUGGCACAAGAAAAGGAAAUUCUCGAAAAUUUGCAUAAGAACAACCAGAAAGGAUUUGAGACUCAAGGAAAUCAAUCCAAUGAGGAUUCUUUUAUUGAAGAAGGAAACCAGACCUAUAAGCUAAUUAUGAGCAAUCCUAAUGCAAGCAAUCAUGAAGGAUUUUCUAUUGAAGAUGACUCUGAUUCUGAUAGUAGUGGAACAGACCCUGAGAAUGAAAAAUAUUUUGAAAAAGUAUCGAAUGACAAAUAUGAACAACUAUUAGAUCAAGUUCAUAUUGAGCCAAUUGCUGAAGAGGAUGGAGAAGAAUCAAAGUAUGCACCUACUCCGCAGAAGACUCUGACUACAAAAAUGAGUGAAAAUAAAGCUGUUGAAUGAGUGAAACAACUUAAAGCAAAAGAAUUAGAGAAGAGGCUUGAUGUUGAAGAAAAUGAGAACAAACCAAAGAAUUUCAAAUCUGCUGAUGCUCAAAAGCCAAAAGCAACUUUAAAAACUCAAAAGAACUUACCACCUAAACCUCCUCUAAGAUCUAUCACAGGUAUGGAACAUAAGGCUGGUGGUAAGGGUCCUCAAGCUAGACAUAUGAAAAAUGUUCCUUCUACAACUAAAGCCUCAUCUCAGAAUGAGACUCCAAAAUCUCUGAAUAGCGCUCACCCUAUCAACUAUCCAGCAAAGAGGAAGCCGACUCCUAAUGAUUCUCAAAUAAGUUCAGAGAAUGGGAAGGCGAUAGCAGAAAACUCUCGGGCUUUAAUGCUCUAUGAGACUCCGACUGUGGCAUCUCAGCAUAAAAAGCAAGGAGCUUAUAAGCCUGAAGAGAACCUCCCUCCUUGGGGAAUCCAAUCAGUCCAUUCUAAGCAUGCUAUUGCUAAAAGGACUCCUUCUGCAACAACAAGGACCACUGUUACUCCUCGAGCUAAUACUCUCAAGAGAGGGAAGACUUCAGUGACAAGCACAGCACUUGUGGUUAAAGAAGAUUCAGUGAACAAGACUCAUAAUCACAUACAGAGAGAUAUCAAAAUUAGGAAGAAUAAGAGAAAUCGGUCUCGUCAAAGUCACAAGAACAAUGCAAGGAAGAUGAAUACCUCUCACUCGAAUACUUCAAAAACUCGUCUAAACUCCAAAGACAGAAAGGCGUCAAUGAAGAGGCUUGGAAUUAAAAAUAAUCUCCCAAAGAAGAAAAAUCCAGCUCCAUCUGUUGAUGAAGAGAAGUACAGGAUUCAAAGGUUCCUGGAUUCUUUCUUCCAAAAUGAAGCUAAUUCAAAUAAAUUCACAGAGGGUGAGAAGAGAAAAUUUGCAAUGAACUUUAAGAAAGCAUAUAUUGAGAACCAAUAUGGUAAUGUUCCAGCUCCACAAAAGCCUAAUCCUCAGAAGCUAAAGGCCUUACCUGCUCCUCCUGUGGUGAAGAAGAAGCCUCUACAAGAGAUCUUACCACCAGUCAUGAAGCAUGAAGAAGACCCUAAACCUGCAAUUAAAGAUGAAGAGCCUCAGGAAAGACUUGGCAAUGUAAAGAUGUACUCCAACGCUUUUAAGAACAAUUUUAACUUCAUGGGUAAAAAGGAUGAUGACUCUAUCUUUGGGGAUGACUCAAGUUAUAAGUACACAACGGACCAGAACGACCAUAAUGAUUUCUCAAACCCAAGUAAAAUGAUGUACGACAAUCUGACUUCCCAAGAAUCUGAUGAAAAGCCAAAAUGAGAAAAUAAAGGGAGAAUUGGUAAUCUGCCAAGUAUGAAUGGAUCGAACAAGGCGGUUGUUAAGAUCCCAACCGCUCCGAAGGUCUCUAAAACAUUUGCUGAGUCCAUGCCUAUGUAUGCCAACAUUAUCGAAAUGUAUGGCAACAGCUUUAAAAAUGUUAACAAGAAUUAA